Molecule: messenger RNA, 3585 nt
Organism: Linum trigynum
Lineage: Eukaryota; Viridiplantae; Streptophyta; Magnoliopsida; Malpighiales; Linaceae
Source: the annotation of a GenBank genome assembly
GCCGACUUUCCUCAACCAUUGCAGCGUUGCAGAGCACAUUCAGAGACGGUACAGAAUCGAUAGAGAAGAGGGUCGCCUGUGUUCUGACUUCUCGCGAGGAACUAAAUUCCGGCGGAACUUUCUGAACCAAGAAGCGAUGCAGAUCCAAUUCAAAGAGGUCUAGAGAGAGAGACGAGAACCCAAAAGGCUGGGGUUUUUUUUUUACGUUUCGCCUUCUCUCGAGAAACUGGAUUUGGGUGUGCCGCUCCGUCUGCUGCUUCAUUCUUGCAAGGUCUGCGAACCAAUUUUCCAAAGAUUUUUGUUUUAUUAGGCCUUGCUUAAUCAGAGCCUGUUCAAAACUGCUGCUGCUUGGUCUAUCGGCCAAACCAUAAGAAGCGAUUACCUCCUCAUGGACCAGUCUUUGCCGUUCACGAUUAUGGUGGGCAAAUAGUCACCAAUUCUGGUAAGUGUUUUGGUUUGUCUCCUGUUUUUACUUUGUUAGUGUGGGAACUUAGAUUGGACUAAAUUUGGCAUCAGAAUCAGUUUGGUAUUUUCUGAAGUAAUGUGUUGUUGAUCAUUAGGUUACUUUAUACUAGCUCAAUGCCCGACACGUUGGCCGGCUUUAGGGAUGGCAAUAAUAUCCGUAACCGUGGAUAUCCGCCCGAAUCCGACUUAAUUGGGUAGGGUAAAACUCGAACCCGAAGGAUUUUUAGUGGGUAUGGGUAAACCCCGAACCCGAAUAUUAUGAGUAAUGGGUGGGCAUGGUUUUCUCGCUAUCCAACUCGAACCCACCCGAUUAUACACAUGCAUAUGUAUUUUGUCUAGAAAUCAUCAAUAUUUUCUCUAAAAUAUUUUAUAUUUAGCAUAUAAAUAUAAUAUUUUUAUGAAAUUGUGUUGUUUUAAUUAAUUGUCUUCAUUCUAGUGAAUUAUUGUCGUACUUUUCGUCUUACAUAACGUGAGAAUACGUGUAAAUAUUAACAUAUUAGUUAAAGUUAUAAAGAGAAACUAUUAUUCAUGGAUAACCGUGGAUACCCGAAACCCGAACGAGUAUGGUUAUGGUUUGAAUUUUCUACCCGUUUCUUAUGUGAGUAUGGGUAUGGGUAAAACUCGAGCUACUUUGUGUAGGGUAACGGAUAUGCACUAUCCGUCCCCGACCCGGCCCAUUGCCAUCCCUAGCCGGCUUAUUAAUAAUUUCCAUACAAUGUAUUUAUAAUUUGAAAUAUAAUUUAUUUAAUUAUAGAAGGUAAAGUAAAAGUUUGUUUGUUGCAUGAACGAUAAAAACGCGCGAAAAGUUAAACUUGGAAUUAAUGUAAGACAUAUCAUGAUAGAACAGAGAGAAAAAAAGCUGGCCUGAAUUAGCUGCGGCCUGCGAGUGCGAGAAAAAGGGAAUAGGAGGGACGUGGAACGGGGAGAGGGGAGAUGGAAAUUAAUUAGUCUCAGCCGCAAACUAACCGAUAAAAUAUAUAUACAUAUAUAUAUAUAACUAAUAAAUCGAAGGUGGCGAAGUUACAAAUGCAACCUUCCGCAGUGUGCGGGUUAAAAAGCAGGAGCUGAUGUGGCAGAUUUUUUUCCUUGACACCUUAUAUUUAUUUGUAGAUGAUUAUCCAGUUUGGUAAUGAAAUUUCUCUUAUUCUUUGUUCGAUAGCUAUUUCUUUCUAUCAUUCUUUACAAGUACUUCGAUACAAGUUUUUUCGUUGGGUUUAGCAUUUAUAUAUAAUUCCAUGCCAUGUGAAUAGGAAUCUGUCGUCUGAAUAUCUGAUUUUCCUUGAACCCCUUGAUUUGUAGUAUGAUUGGAGUGUAUGAAAACAUCUGGAAUCCAAAAUAGUAAUACAAGUUAUAAUUAUCAGAUGUUUCUGAAAAUUAGUCUAGGUUUAAUAGUUUCUAACAACAUUAUGUGGAUGGUUGUUCACCACGUUUAAUGCAUUGUCGCACCGUACGCUGUUAGAACUCAAUUUCGUUCUCUCUCACUGAAUGUCAGGUCAAUAUUUUUUUGCUGCAUCCCGUGCCACCAAGAUCUAUUUCAACAUCUAUUGUCCUGACCUACACCCUCUCUUAAACCAGUAAGUCUGAUAAUUGUCCAUUUGGAUAAUGAAACACAUGCAUUUCAAUUGAUUAUCGUUUUGUUUCAUGUCACGACUUCUAUAUGGUUAUAUGCUUCAUUUGGUGGUUUUGCGUUGGCUUUUGGGAAGCUGGUGCAUUUUGUUCCGUGUCCUGACUUCUAUUUUGUUUUGCCUAAUUGGGAUCUCAUUUUCUGUCCAGUUUCUAAAGGUUAUUGUGUGGACUUCUCGCAUGCUAUAAGUGUUGUUGCCCUCUGUUAAUAUGAUCAUUACGGAAUUUCAUCAUGGUGAGUCAAGUACUCAACCUUUACGCAUACAGGCUGUUGCAUCUCUUGAAGUAGGUAUGUGUGAAAUAGUAAGCAGUACUAUUGCCAGUUAGAAUGUUUUUAAAUGGGGAGUGCUCAGUAUAUUGUCGUUGCUGAAUCGAUAGGUGAACUGAAUUGCCAGCCACCACAUUUUGUUGACUCUGGCCAACCACAACAAAAUAGACCAUUUGCUCCUUUUGUGUUUGUUUAUAUUUAACUGUAGUAAUGUAGCUGAAUUUGGGAGCCUUAUUAUGCGCUUUCCUAAUCUGGUUGUAAUGCAGGGAAAGGGAGAGCCAUCUUUUAUCAUCCAGGAGACACUUAUCAAAGGUGUGUCAUGUCCGUAGAAGAUCAAGAAGUUUAUGACAAAGGUACAUAUGGUAAUAUCAAAUUACUUUGUGAGGAUACCUUGCUGUGAUUUGUGCUUAUGGUAUUAAUUUGUGAGGAUACCUUGCUGUGAUUUGCAGAAAGUUGUCCCAAGCUACUCGGCGAAGAAGGCAGCUUAUUCUUCAAAAUAAAGAGACGUAGGAGGCGAUAUGAGUCCAAAAUUUGCACAGUUGUAUAUUCACGAUUUAGACAAUGAGAAUAAUUGAGGAUGGUGUGGAGGAGCUUCAGUUGAAGUUAUUGGCAAAACGUGAAAUCAAUAGUAGGGAAUAUGAUUUACCUUCGGCAAGUGAGAUAGCAGCAUUGAUUGUUGAUGAGACAGGAGAAGAAACUUUUUCACCGGAUAUUGUUGUUCAACAGCGGAGUACUGAAAUGGAGAGAAUUAGUCCAUAUCAUCCCAGUCUAAUGGCGUUACAAUAUCCUGUUUUGUUCCCGUAUGUAGAGGACAGAUGGCAUCCCAGUAUUUUCUAUUCAGCAACUACAGAUUUGGUUGGUGCAGGAGACAAAAUGAGGCUGAACGCUUGGAUUGGAUGAGAAACAAUCAAUCAAAGUUGAGAGGACAUCAUUACCAAGGGUUGUUAAAUUCUUAUUUGCGUGGUGAUAACGAUGUGAAAUUGUCUGGGAAGCCUAUGAUUUUGGCUGCAACUCAUACAGGUAGUCCAAGGUACAAAUAUGAAAAUUUUCAGAAUGCUAUGGCCAUUUGAAAAUGGUUGGGAUACCCAGAUUUGUUUAUACAUUCACCUGCAACUCUAGUUGGCCUGAGAUACAGAAUAUGGUUGAUAUUAUUCGAGAAUUUACUGGAAAAGAUCCAAACCGUGCUGAUGUUAUAGCAAGGGUAUUCAGAAUCAAGGUCGAUGAGUUUA